AUGGAGACCAGUAUUGGAGACGCUGAACGUUCAGCUCCUGACGUCAAUCGACCGACAACGGCGUCGGACCUGAACCGGCUCAAACCGGAGGCAGCACAGUACCGUGGUACUCAGGGUUCUUUUGGCUUUUGGCGAAAUUCACGUCCUGAUGCCAAUCAACUGGCAGCCGCGUUGGACCUGAAGCGGCCUGGCACGGAAGCAAUACAGCAUCCUGUUACCCAGGGUUCCUUUACCAAUCGGGAAAGUCCAUAUGCCGAAAGCUAUCAACGGGAAACAUUGCCAGAUAUCGUGUCGCCUAUCGAAGCCAGUGACCUGGCAUGGGCGCCGGAUAACAUGCCUUCUGAACCGCCACACGACUCCACCAGUAUGCCAACUUCUGAUACGCAGGAUUCUAUUAAUUCUAUGAUGAAGGGUCAAGGUUCUUUUGGUCCUUUGCCACGUCCUAAUCCCACUACCUGUGAAGUGAAAUUCGCGCCGGACAUGAUGGCAACACAGGGUUUUUUUACCGAUUCGGAAAUCCCAUAUCCCAGUGCCUAUGAAUUGGAAGUGGCUUCCAAGAAGGGUCUUUGUGCUUUCAUCUCGAAGAUUUUUCGCUGUGGAUAA
Molecule: messenger RNA, 603 nt
Organism: Metarhizium acridum CQMa 102
Lineage: Eukaryota; Fungi; Ascomycota; Sordariomycetes; Hypocreales; Clavicipitaceae
Source: RefSeq, a predicted model, not a curated record